Messenger RNA from Orycteropus afer afer, 948 nucleotides. RefSeq names its product olfactory receptor 56A3-like. Gene Ontology annotation, biological process: G protein-coupled receptor signaling pathway. Gene Ontology annotation, molecular function: olfactory receptor activity; G protein-coupled receptor activity. Gene Ontology annotation, cellular component: membrane. The coding region runs from base 1 to 948 and encodes 315 amino acids. The transcript has a single exon. The record is from RefSeq and is a predicted model, not a curated record. NCBI's taxonomy places the organism in Eukaryota, Metazoa, Chordata, Mammalia, Tubulidentata, Orycteropodidae.
AUGCUCUCUUAUAGCAACAACUCCCUCUCUAUUGAAGUCUCUGAUUUCCUCCUGAACUGUUUUGUUAAAUCUCCCAACUGGCAGCAAUGGUUGUCCCUGCCCCUCAGCCUGCUCUUCUUCUUGGCCAUGGGGGCGAAUGCCACCCUCCUCAUCACCAUCUACCUGGAGGCCUCCCUGCACGAGCCUAUGUACUACCUGCUCAGCCUCCUCUCCCUGCUGGACAUUGUGCUCUGUCUCACUGUCAUCCCAAAGGUCCUGGCCAUCUUCUGGUUUGACCUCAGGCCCAUCAGUUUCUCUGCUUGCUUCCUCCAGAUGUUCAUUAUGAACAAUUUCCUGCCCAUGGAAUCAAGUACCUUUCUGGCUAUGGCCUAUGACCGCUAUGUGGCCAUCUGCAAGCCUCUACGUUAUCCAUCCAUUAUCACUGACCAAUUUGUGGCAAAGGCUAUUGUCUUCAUCUUGACCCGGAAUACAUUUCUCACUGCACCUAUCCCCAUCCUUUCUGCUCGACUCCAUUAUUGUGGCAAAAAUAUCAUUGAGAACUGUAUCUGUGCCAACCUGUCUGUGUCCAAGCUCUCUUGUGACAAUGUUGCCCUUAACCGAAUCUACCAGUUAAUUGUGGCCUGGACUCUUCUGGGUUCUGACCUCAUCCUCAUCUUUCUCUCCUAUGCUUUUAUCCUCCGAGCUGUUCUUAGACUCAAGGCAAAGGGGACAGCUGCCAAAGCUCUGAGUACAUGUGGCUCCCACUUUAUUCUCAUCCUUUUCUUCAGCACUAUCCUGCUGGUUUUUGUGUUCACCCAUAUGGCGAAGAAAAAGGUUUCCCCUGAUAUUCCUAUCUUACUUAAUGUCCUGCACCAUGUAAUUCCAGCUGCUCUGAAUCCCAUUGUCUAUGGUGUAAGAACUCAGGAGAUUAAACAAGGGAUUUGCAAAUUACUGAGGAGAGCUGGGUGA